CCGUUAUACGCCGGGGUCUGUUAGUGCCGUGUCCAACAGAGCUGUAUCACGCAGGGAUGCAGGGAUGCUGAGAGGCCUGCCGGCGCGUGGAAUGCGCGCGUUGUCACAGCGACAGAGCAGCUUGGAUACAGAGCGUCACAGAGCGAGUGAAUGCGCAUGAGAGAGAGAGAGAGAGAGAGAGAGAGAUGGGCAAUCAAAAACCUCACAGCAUCUCUCCCAUCGCAAAGGCUCCCGGAAUCACGGGGAAACGACAGCGGAGCCGGUGAGCACCACGACCGCCCUCAGUAGCUGGAAUCAGACGCUCGAGAUGCCGAUAGAUUAAACACGAGACUUCACUGAUAAAGUCAGCACGUUACGCCGGCGUUUGUUCCCGGAAACCCGAAAUAAAUCACCUCAAAAACGGAAAGAGAGUGUCGAUUCGACUCAUAGAGGGGAAAAACAGGUCAUAGAAGUGAAUUCGUGCUUGUUGCUUCGUUUUCCAUCCAUAUGCGCUAUAAUGGGAGAAGCCGGCGGUCGUUUCCAACCAAGCUUUUCAACGGACAAAUCCAACUAGACUUCAUGUAGAUCGAGCUGCGCGCGUGAGCAAUUCUUCACUUUUGAAGUCGUUUCAUCUGAAUCCGUCUUAUGACUGGGUGUUGUCGGGAGAAACCGUGAAACAUUGUCUGCUGUUCUCGGACAACGGAGAACCUUUUGGUUUAUUCCGAGCUCAGGCUGAUGGAAUUGCGCUGAGCAACGCUUGAGAAAACGAGGAAAUACCCACAGAGCUCCAAUAUACAGACAUCUGAUUUCUGCCUGCGGCUCAUUUCCAGGAUCAGCAAUCAUCUGCGUGACCUCUUUAACUAACCCCAUGAGGACGGCUGAGGGAGAUGGAACGUAACAGACUUUUCUUCUUUACUCUCUACUGCAUUUCCACGAUAACCCACCAGGGCUGAGCACAACCACAGCCCCUCGUCCACCCCAACCCUUCCACAGUCCCCCCAUUCCUGUCCUCCCUCUUGCUCCCUGAAAGACCAAAACAAACCAGCAGGACCACUUUUUCUUGGUCUGUUUCCUUUGCCCUUCACCCGUGAUAAAGCAAAGCGGAAGUCAAUAAACCGGCGAAGCGAAGAAGGAAAAAACAAGACAGUCAUGUAUCUGCCCCAUGCCUGCAAAUGCGAUUUGGGCCAUGCCCGCAACUCAGAGGCCACCCACGCAAUUACUCUCCUCUGGUUGACUCUGUGGAUCACCUUGGCAUCGUGUCAGCGCAUUGAUCCCGGCUCCAAAUACCCCACCGUCACCACAAACUACGGCAAGUUGCGCGGGAUUAAAAAAGAGCUUAACAACGAGAUUCUGGGUCCCGUGGAACAGUACCUUGGCGUCCCCUAUGCCACAGCGCCAAUCGGAGACCGUCGUUUUCAGCCGCCGGAAGCUCCUGGGUCUUGGCAGGAAGUGCGGAACGCUACACAGUUCGCCCCUGUUUGCCCGCAGAACGUGCAUGGUGUUUUACCUGAGAUCAUGCUGCCUGUGUGGUUUACCGACAACUUGGACGUGGCCGCCACCUACAUUCAGAAUCAGAGCGAAGACUGUCUCUACCUCAACGUCUAUGUGCCCACAGAGGAUGGUCCACUCACAAAAAAACACGAUGAAUCAACACUGAACCGGCCACGAGAUGAAGACAUCCGUGACCGCAGGAAGAAACCAGUCAUGCUGUUCAUUCACGGAGGCUCUUACAUGGAAGGAACCGGAAACAUGUUUGACGCCAGUGUGCUUGCAGCAUAUGGGAACGUCAUUGUAGUCACCAUGAACUAUAGGCUGGGAGUUCUGGGUUUUCUUAGCACAGGAGAUCAGUCUGCUAAAGGGAACUAUGGCCUGUUGGAUCAAAUCCAGGCCUUGCGUUGGCUGAAUGAGAAUAUUGGACACUUUGGUGGCGAUCCUGAACGAAUCACUAUCUUUGGCUCUGGGGCUGGAGCGUCUUGUGUCAACCUACUCAUCCUGUCCCACCACUCUGAGGGCCUGUUUCAGAGAGCCAUUGCUCAGAGUGGUUCAGCCAUCUCCAGCUGGUCCAUUAGCUACCAGCCCUUGAAGUACACUAAGAUUCUGGCCCGUAAAGUGGGAUGCACAUAUGGGGAGACCACAGACCUGGUGGAUUGUCUCCGCAGGAAAAAUUUCAGAGAGUUGGUGGAUCAGGACAUUCAGCCGGCCCGCUAUCACAUUGCAUUUGGACCUGUGAUGGACGGAGACGUUGUGCCAGAUGACCCCGAGAUCCUGAUGCAGCAGGGGGAGUUCUUGAACUACGACCUUCUGAUUGGUGUAAAUCAAGGAGAGGGGCUGAAGUUUGUGGAUGAUGGGGGCACUGAGAGUGAAGAGGGCAUUUCAGCUGCAGCUUUUGACUACACCAUCUCCAACUUUGUGGAUAACCUCUAUGGAUAUCCUAAAGGUAAAGACAUCCUGAGGGAGACUAUUAAGUUCAUGUACACAGACUGGGCAGACCGAGACAAUGGGGAAAUGCGGCGCAAGACUCUCCUGGCAUUAUUCACUGAUCACCAGUGGGUAGCGCCAGCCGUAGCUACUGCCAAGCUCCACGCGGAGUACCAGUCUCCCGUCUACUUCUACACCUUCUAUCACCACUGCCAAACAGAGACUCGACCCGAAUGGGCAGACGCUGCACACGGGGAUGAGAUACCAUAUGUGUUUGGUGUGCCCAUGAUUGGAGCAACAGACCUCUUCCCUUGCAACUUUUCCAAAAAUGAUGUCAUGCUUAGCGCUGUGGUGAUGACAUACUGGACCAACUUUGCCAAGACCGGGGAUCCCAACUUGCCAGUUCCUCAGGACACCAAGUUCAUCCACACCAAGCCCAACCGCUUUGAGGAAGUGAUCUGGACCAAGUUCAACUCCAAAGACAAGCAGUAUCUCCACAUUGGCCUGAAGCCUCGCAUCCGGGACAACUACCGAGCAAAUAAGGUUGCCUUCUGGCUGGAACUGGUUCCUCACCUCCACAACCUUCACGAGGAGGUCUUCAGCACCGCCACAACCCGGCUGCCUCCAGGAACCGCCCGCACCCCACACUGGAAGGGUCAGGGACCUCGUACCACACGCCAUCCCAUCCCAACCUUCCCUACAGAAUCGGACCCAGAUGGCUCAGAGCCCCCUCGAUUCCCUCCCUUCCCAAGCGACACCCGGGACUACUCUACAGAACUGAGUGUGACGGUAGCUGUCGGUGCAUCGCUCCUCUUCCUCAACAUCCUUGCCUUCGCCGCACUUUACUACAAACGCGACAAACGGCACGAGAUGCGACGGCACCGACUGUCCCCGCAGCGAGGCGGACCUGCUAAUGACUUAGCACACAGCCAAGAGGAAGAGAUCAUGUCCCUGCAAAUGAAGCACUCGGAGCACGACGCCCACCACGACAUGGAGCCGUUGCGACCGCAUGAUAUUUUACGUCCCGCAUGCCCACCCGACUACACAUUGGCACUUCGGCGGGCACCCGACGAUGUUCCGCUCAUGACCCCCAAUACUAUCACCAUGAUUCCCAGCACCAUUACUGGCAUGCAACCCCUCCAUGCCUUCAACACUUAUCCUACAACCACCGGCCACAACAACACCUUACCCCACCCUCACUCCACCACCCGUGUAUAGUAGCGCCCCCAAACGAGAGGACUAGCUCUCAUACAUAUCCAGUUUUCUCUCUCUGUCCACCUUUCCAAGCUCCUAAACUUAAGAUGCUCUCAGUUCAGCUGUCUAGAGCAGCUACUCCUGUUGGCGUUCUCAUAGACACAAUCAAGGUUUCGUAGAAGUUGCACACACUAGAGGAGCUCUGUUUGUAGACUCAACGAUGAGCAACAGAUUUGGUCGGCAGUGACAAGUCAUCGGCCUCGUACUGGAUUCAACUUGCUGUUUGUUUUUACACAUUGUUCUUAAAGAAAUUGGGCGUCAGUGAUUGACUAAGCUGAUCCGAUGUCAUGAGGGGAAAUUAUGACAUUUACCCACUUUUCUUCUCUCACUAAAUUGGCAGAGUGCAGAUUUCAUCCAUCCUUUUUGUCAUCCUCCUUUGUUAUUCCAUUACCAGCCCAUCGCUCUCUGUCCGAAUGUGAUCUGUGUCCUUGGAUUAUGUUUUACAUGAAUCAUAGGGGCAUUCGAUAAAAGGUGGUAGCUGGAUAUGUUGCGUUAAGCUGCAGUCUUGUGUCAAGUAUUAAAUCAUACCUUGUAACGAGACGCAGAGAAUGAGAGAAAGUGACAGCAUCUGACAGAAGACGAAAACAAAAGUGCCAACCUCCACUCUUUUUGGAUUGCUCGUUGGGAUCUAUGCAUGAAAUAUUUUAAAGCACCAAGAUGGACAUUUGCAUUUUUUUUUUUAAGUUUGCUUGCUUAAAAUGCCUACAGAAACCUUCUCUGCAGUAGAAUUUUCAUCAGUAUUAGUCCAAAUAUAACCUCUUCCUCAGUCUGACCACUCUAUAGGACAGUAUCCUCUCUCUGUAUCCAGAAAGAGAGCUAUUGGCAAUAUUCUUUUAAAUGCUUUUUGACAUUCAUUUGCAGUUGUUGGUGCUAUUAUUUGACCAUCAACCAUGUAGGGCUCUGCCAGAGCCAUCUGUGAUGGUCCGGACAGUUGCAUAAAUACAGCAAAUAGUGAAUGCACAUGUAGCUUUGCAUCUCUUUUAUGGGCCUCUGACCGUUAUAUUUCUCAGAUACAAAUGAUUCUCUUACACCUCGGCCCAUCUUUCUCUCUCUGUGGCCUCUCUCGUUCUAUCUCUGUCCUUACUCUUUCAGUUCAAAAUCAAAAUUUAAUAAGCAUCUUUUUUGUGUAUUUGUGCGUGUGCACACAUAAAGAGUGUGUUUUCUAGGCAAUAGCUAGGUGUCCUGUACAUUUGUGUUAAUGUGAAUGUGUGAGAUAAGAGAUUAUGAGACGGAGAGGCACAACGAGAGAGAGAAAUGCAGACUUCUGAGUUUGUUCAAUCCUCAUAACACAGAAAUCUCCUUCAUCUGUGGCCCUCUACCAUUCAGGAAAACCUACCUGGCCAUUUUACAUACAAAAUAGUUAGGAAUAGGCUGGAAGCACUGCUAAUAUGUUUACCCACAUCUCUACAUAUCUCACAUCUGUCUGCACUGCACACUUGACCUUUUUGACAAGAUUAUGACAAGCACAGCAAAUAGUGGUGGUGGCAAACCAGAUCUAUAUAUAGACAAAUCUUACAGAUUGUUUCUUCAGAAUACAUGUUCAGGUUAAAGAACGAAUGGCUCAGAAUCACUGGACAGUAAUAAACUGCGGGAUAAACAUGAUCACUUACGUUCUCUUCAUGCCUUGUUAGUCAUAUUUUUCUGCCACUGCUGUGUGUCACGGGAGGAUGACGGUUUGUCUCACUGUUGGCUCCGUUUGCCAGUGUAUUGAGUCUGAGAUGCCCAG
This is a messenger RNA of Sinocyclocheilus rhinocerous, 5377 nucleotides long. Its product is annotated as neuroligin-2-like. Bases 1129 to 3615 code for a protein of 828 amino acids. NCBI's taxonomy places the organism in Eukaryota, Metazoa, Chordata, Actinopteri, Cypriniformes, Cyprinidae. Gene Ontology annotation, cellular component: membrane. Gene Ontology annotation, molecular function: neurexin family protein binding. The record is from RefSeq and is a predicted model, not a curated record. The transcript is spliced from 9 exons.